AUGUCCUUCGCGCUUCGUGGGGCGUUAGGGCGUGGCUAGGGUAUCGUCUUGAGGCUUGGGUAGGCAGCACAUAUAUAUGAGAGCUACAUAGGAGAACUACCUCGUCUCGAGGGUGAACAUGCAAACCUCAACUCCAGGGCAUCGUCAUCGGCUGACAUGACCCUCGGAUCGGUUAUAUGCCAUGCGACGGUGCCUAGGACGGGACCGGAGCCCCCCUCGACCGCCUCUCUCGGGUCCCCCACCGAUUCGCCGAGUAGACGCGCAGUCGAACUCCAAGGCACCCAUUCCCGGGCUCCCGAGAAAACACUCUCCUUGAUCUGAACGUUGGUGCCGGACAAAGGACAGGACGAGCAGUGUCUGGCUUGAUUGACAUCCACUCUGUUUUGUGAAACCCGCACGUGGACUGCUUUACAUAAGUACGACGAUUCUCCGUCAGGUUAUACUAGGGUCCUCAAUACAUGUCGUCUCCAAUGCUCGAGACGCCGAGGAGCUGCGUGUUAAGGUCUGGCAACACGUUGACAUACGAUAUUAGGGCACCCGGGAUCCGUCCCACGAUCCAACUGUGAUACUAACUCUUUACCUAAAAGACAACCCGUGUUCUAAUCCGCAUAGCAUCUGAGGCAGACAGCAUGGCGUCUCAGCCAGAGUCGUCUACAGCGUUUGAGGUAGACGCAUCCCAAUACCCAUUCACACCCCGUGAGUUCCUCUCAUCCGCUGUCAUCUUGUCACCCUCUAACCUCACUCGGCCCAUCGAGGUGCCUCCCAGGGCAGGGCUAGGACCGAACAAUUGGCCCAGAGGUCGUCAUCCCCCGCGAUAUAACCCCCUUGGCCUCGAACUCUCGGCGUGCGCGGGGUGCGCCUCGAAGAAGACGCAUCAGACAUGUGACGCCGAUCCGAAUACCCCUCCGGGUCUAGGAUGUACUGAGUGCAAGAAGAAAAAGAUAGAAUGCCGGUGGAACAGAUCCCUCCUAGCGCCCAGGCCCGACGGGAUGACAAUACCGCUGCAAUGCGACGAGUGCACCGCGGCCGGCGAAUUGGUAAUGUGCUCGUGGCGUUUCCACAAUGGCGACUUUACCCAGCCGUGCGUUAGGUGUGCGACGGACCCUGGCCGGGUCUGCACCCAUAUGGGCGUCAACCCAUCGAACCUGAUCGCUGCCCGGCACACCAAUUACACGAGGACACAGCACUUGCCGCCGGAUGUCCUUGCAAAGAUAGCGAAGACCGAUCGAUCCGUCAACGUGACUACGACUUUCGUCCCCGGCGGCCCCGACAUGGUAGUACCCUUCGACCAGACGGAUCGCGUCAAGUGCGAGCUCUGCUCGCUGCGCUGCUUCCCGCGAGAAGAGAAGGCGCAGCGGUGCAACGUAAACCUCGAUACGCCCGAGGGCUGCAAGAUCUGCGCCGACUACGGCAUCGUCUGCGUGGUGAACAACCAGGCCCUGCCGCCGUUUCGCGGCCAGAGGACGAAGGCGUACCCGAAGUUCGGGAACUGCGACCGGUGUAUCUCAGAGACGCGGCGGUGCGACCGAACGCGGCCCUGUCACAACUGCAGGGUCCGGGGAGUCCCGCACCUCUGCACGGGGCCGCUGAAGGGCUGCUUCUGGCGUGGCGCUCCCGGCGACGACAUGGCGACCUACUUCGGAGCGCUCGGGUUCGGCCCCGGCGGUACGGCCAUAUGGGUCGGGCACCGCGGCUUCACCAUCCCACGCGACCACCACCUCCAGUUCAUGCGCCACAUCGAGGAGAUGAACUACGCCGGCACCACCAACAUCCCCCCGCCGCCGCCAGCCCGCGACCUGCCUCGAACACAGCUGGCGGGAGAGCAGCAAUCGCUAGAGCUAGAGCCUCUGCCAGAGCACCUGCAGAUGGACAUACUGCAGCCGGACACACAGCAGCCGGACAUACUGCAGCCGCAACCGUUGCAGCCGCUAGACCCAGUAGAACAGCGCCUGAUGUUGCUUCUGGGAGAAGGCCAACCGGCCACGAGUCCCAGCGGUGGCCUCGGCUUUGUAGAGGGAAGCGGGACAUCCGAUCCUUUGGGAAUUCUUGGACAACCCCCGGACAUUGGUCCCAUAGACCCCAACCUUAUGGCUGGGAUAAUUCCCGAGGGUGCUGGCUCUUCGGGAGAUAGCACGGCGGACGCGGGGCCUCCCAUGGACGAAGGUAUGUUGCAACUCAUGAAUUACAUGACGGAAAACCCGCCCUCAGGGGGGGCUAGCACCAGCGGACCUGGCAGCUCUCCCGGGGGGUUCGGAUUGUCGCAAGGGGGUGCUAAUAAUUUUGGCGCGUUCUCUCAAGGAAUCGACCUGUUCAAAAACAUACCUCCGAUCGGGACCUCCGGGGCUCCCGGAUUGCCUACCCCCCCGGUGGACUUUCCAUAUACUACAACUCCUUCGGGCAAUACGGGGUCCUCUGGGGGGUUCGACUCGCUUGUGAGCAUGCCUUCGAUUGGGGCAAACAUCCCCGGGGCACGACUGGCAGCGGCACCAGCAGUGGUACCAGCAGCGGCUCCAGCAGCGGCUCCAGCAGCGGCUCCAGCAGUAGCACCAGCAGUGGCACCAGCAGCGCCUCCAGCCGUCGGCCAGCCUGGGGAUAUGGCAACUCCCGGCGGUACCGAUUCCGCGUGGGAUAUUGCUUUACUCCAUGACGACGGCUCUACAGUCCCCAUCGAUCUCGAAUUAACCAACUUCGAGCCAGCGCCAGACCCGCAGCCGGUCGAGGAAUCCCCACAGCCGUUAGGUGAUCCGGAGUGGCAAGAGCUCCACGCCCACAGAACGAUGACGCUCGAGGUGCUCGCUCUGAUAGACCUUGUCGACGAAGACGAAGCGGCCAUGUUCCAGGAGUUUCCAGACUUCAUCGCGCAAUACCGCCAGAUCUGGGAUGCCGCCAAAUUCCUCGUCGAGCAGAACAUCAUCAUCGACCUCGCCAGCAUCCGCAUGCGCCUGCGGCAGCACCUGUUCGCUGCCGUCCCGGCCAACCAGUCCAUCAUCCUCCGCGACAUCCGCAACUACCUCGAGGCCCGCUACGCCGCCAUCAGCGAGAUGAUCUGGGAAGAAGUCGCCGUGAACGUGCCGGACGGCGUGGACGCCGACGUGCUCGAGGCCCUCAACCCCGGACGCGCGCCGCUGCGCCUCGUGCAGAUGGUGCCGAGCGCGCGCGCCGAGUCGCCGGGGCCGCCGCGCCCGAUCUACCCGCCCGAGGCGCCGCUGCCGCCCAUCCCCGACGCCGCGAGCGUCCCGCGGGUGGCCCCCGAACACGCCGAGUACAUCGACGUCGCCAAGAUGACGCGGCCGCCGCCGCCGCACCCGAAUCCCGGCCCGCGCCCGGCGCUCGCGCUCGUCCCGCUCACCCCGAUCUACCCCGACGGCCGGCGGCGCGACGGCAGCCUCGCGGCGUGCAUGGCGAGGCGGCCGGGCGGGCAGCCGUGCGGCCGCGUGACGAGCUUCGUGUGCGAGUGCCUCGAGCACCCGCUGCACGCGCCGUUCCCGGUGUGCGAGACGUGCGACGACGCGAACCGCGAGGCGUUCCGGGAGGAGGUGGAGCAGGCGGUGCUGCUGCUGCGGGCGUACGCGUGCGCGGGGUGCGCGGCGGGCGUGGUCAGCAGCCCGGCGACGUACCGGGCGAGCGGCAAGCGGGUGUGGGGGAUGAGCCCGGUGCGGGAGGCGGAGAUCGGCGGGUUCGGGGCGUUCGCGCCGGUGCCGCGCGCGGGGUGGGAGAGCGCGGGCUCGUUCCGCGAGGACCUGCUGCCGUACACGGGGUGCGCGUGCGGGCUGAAGCUGCUGGGCCGGCGGCUGUGCAGCCCGCACCGGCUCAAGCUGACGAUCCAGCUGCGGCGCGAGGCGGUGGCGCUGUGGAACUGGGCCACGGCCGCCUUCGGCCGCGGCCGCACCUGCCCCUGGUGCCGCGACCGCCCCGGCGUCGACGCCUACGACUUCGCCGGCGCCGGCGGCAACGGCGGCAUCCAGGGCCGCGCCCAGCCCCGCGCCUGGCAGUGCCGCGCCUGCCACGACGUCGUCCUCGACCCCUUCAACACCGUGCCCCCGCCCGGCGUCCUGGCCGGCGCCCAGCUCGGCUGGGUCCCCCAGGAGGAGCCGGCCGCCGGCCACGACGUGGUCCUCGACCCCUUCAACACCGUGCCCUCGCCCGGCGCCCUGCCUGGCGCCCAGCCCGGCUGGGUCCCCCAGGAGGAGCCGGCCGCCGGCCACGACGUCGUCUUCGCCCCUGCUGACCCCACCCUCGCCCCCACCCCCGCCCCCGACAUCGACAUCGACAUCGACCUCGCCCCCGCCCCCGCCCCCGUCAUCGACCUCACGAGCCCCGGCCUCAGUCCGCCCGCCGAGGACUGGUUCCUGUCCGGCAUGUCGACCGCCUUCUCCCCGCCGGCAAACCUGGAGCAGUAAAAGAAAAAGUCAUCGUCGGGCAUUGCUGGCUUGCCUGUGCGCGGGGCGGGACAAGUCAGUUCGUCCAAGGUAAGCAGCACAGUAAGCACGGCUAAAUCAGGUAAGGAAGGAGGCGCGAGACGCGGCGACGACGAUAUGUGUGUGUGUCUACGCCGGUCUCUGCGCCGCGAGCUCAUGCUACUAACUAGCUAACCAACCCACGGCACAGCUUCGUCUAGAUACUUGAGGUAAGGGAGGGUCAGUCUUUUUUUUUUCUUUCUUAUUUUACGCGAGGGUAGGUAAGUAAGCGCAGAUAACUCUCCGGCUUGCGAGUUAUGCACGCACUGCUGUUUUGU
Messenger RNA from Durotheca rogersii, 4735 nucleotides. RefSeq lists its product as uncharacterized. The transcript has a single exon. NCBI's taxonomy places the organism in Eukaryota, Fungi, Ascomycota, Sordariomycetes, Xylariales, Xylariaceae. The coding region runs from base 630 to 4400 and encodes 1256 amino acids. The record is from RefSeq and is a predicted model, not a curated record.